Pristis pectinata (smalltooth sawfish) is the source of this 4725-nucleotide messenger RNA. It is a transcript of the gene uxs1, whose product is annotated as UDP-glucuronate decarboxylase 1. Bases 121 to 1434 code for a protein of 437 amino acids. Lineage: Eukaryota; Metazoa; Chordata; Chondrichthyes; Rhinopristiformes; Pristidae. The transcript has 15 exons. Gene Ontology annotation, biological process: D-xylose metabolic process. Gene Ontology annotation, molecular function: UDP-glucuronate decarboxylase activity; NAD+ binding. Gene Ontology annotation, cellular component: cytoplasm. The record is from RefSeq and is a predicted model, not a curated record.
CUCCAGCCUCGCCAAUCGCCGAGGAGGACAACUUGCCAACCUGGGAAGACCCAAUGCUAUCCCACAAUGCCACCCGGCCGCGUUUGAAGACGUCUGCGCGGCAAUGGCCGCUGUCUGAGCAUGCGCACUGGGCCGGCCUGGGAUGAGGACAGGCGGUCGGGGCAGCGGAGGAUGGUAAAGAAGCGCCUGGCGGCUCUGUUCAGUGGCAUUAAUCGAAGGACGAUGAAACUCCUGAUCGCACUCGCACUGCUCGCUUACGUAGCCUCUGUGUGGGGAAACUUUGUCACCAUGAGAUCAUUGCAAGAAGAAGGAGAACAAAAAAUUGAGAGGAAAAUAGAAGAGGCUAUGAUGCCCUUGAAGGAAAAAAUUAGAGAAAUAGAAACAAGUAUGUUACAAAAAUAUCCUCCAGUAAAAUUCCUUUCCGAAAAGGAUCGCAAAAGAAUUCUCAUAACUGGAGGAGCUGGAUUUGUAGGUUCCCAUCUUGCUGAUAAACUCAUGAUGGAUGGCCAUGAAGUAACUGUCGUUGACAACUUUUUCACAGGACGGAAGAGGAACGUUGAACAUUGGAUUGGUCAUGAAAACUUUGAAUUAAUCAAUCAUGAUGUGGUAGAACCAUUAUAUAUUGAAGUGGAUCAGAUUUAUCAUCUGGCUUCACCAGCAUCUCCUCCAAAUUAUAUGUAUAAUCCAAUCAAGACACUGAAGACAAAUACAAUUGGGACAUUAAACAUGUUGGGAUUAGCAAAACGAGUUGGUGCACGCCUCCUAUUAGCUUCUACAUCUGAGGUAUAUGGAGAUCCAGAAGUUCAUCCACAACGUGAAGAUUACUGGGGUCAUGUAAAUCCUAUUGGACCAAGAGCCUGUUAUGAUGAGGGGAAAAGAGUAGCUGAAACAAUGUGUUAUGCUUACAUGAAGCAGGAAGGAGUAGAAGUUCGGGUUGCCCGAAUAUUCAAUACAUUUGGUCCUCGCAUGCAUAUGAAUGAUGGCAGAGUAGUGAGUAACUUUAUUCUACAGGCUCUCCAAGGAGAAGGUCUGACAGUUUAUGGUUCAGGUUCUCAGACUAGGUCUUUCCAAUAUGUGAGUGAUCUUGUGAAUGGAUUAGUGGUUUUGAUGAACAGUAAUGUCAGCAGUCCUGUUAAUGUGGGAAACCCAGAAGAACACACCAUUCUGGAAUUUGCCAAAUUAAUUCGGAGCCUUGUUGGGAGCAGAAGUGAAGUCCUGUCACUUCCAGAAGCACAAGAUGAUCCCCAACGAAGAAAUCCAGAUAUCAGAAAAGCCAAGCUAUUACUGGGAUGGGAGCCUGUGGUUCCCCUGGAAGAAGGCCUAAAUAAAACAAUUGACUACUUCCGUAAAGAACUAGAAUAUCAGGCAAAUAAUCAAUAUAUCCCAAAACCCAAACCUGCUAAAACAAAGAAAGGCAGACUGAGACACACCUAAUGCACUGGAGGAAAUUAAGCCAUCAACACCCCAGGGAAUAGAAUGAAAAAAAAAUUAUUCAGGAACCUCUGGAAAAAUUAUUAAAAUUGAACUGGAAUUUGUAGUUUGAGCUUGCUUCUACAGAUGGAUGUGCCUAAAAAAAAACACUUCAGAUCUUGCCUUGCACUUUUUAAUCUAUUUUAUUUAAAGUGGCAUUGCAUUGUUGGGUAGCUUUUAUAUGUACUUUUUAGUUUAUUAUAUUUGUCUUUGAACUAUUUUUCCUUGCUGUGAAGGAUUUCACAUGGGGGAGAAAGAACCUGUUUUAAAAGUAGGUCUAUUUAUAACAAGGGGUACUGCUUUAUUUUUACCAUGAUCAUGUGCAAUGAUUUUCAACCAAGCUAACAGUGUGAUUAGGUGAUGUCAGAUGGUUGAUCUGGCAUCUAAGUGGUUCCUCAUCCACAAACUUUUGCUUGUUCAUUUUUAACAGAGUUGUAAAAAUGUUCUAAAAUUAGGGAAUAUAUUUCUUUUUGUAAAAUCUAUUUGUUAUAUAAGAGUUUAAAAUGAAAGUAGUUGUCACUGCUACAUUGUGUAUGUGCUUGGAGGGAGAAGUGUGUGACUGAAUAUAUGUAUUUUAAGUGAUUUUAAAAAUGUUUUGGUGGGAUAUCAUAUUUAAACUAUUUUUUACAUCAUGUAGAAUUACAAAAAAAAAAGUUGUAAUUUGUAUGUCUUGUUCGUGACGUAUUUAUAGCUGCUUGUUGUUAAAAGUUGUUAGAAUCAGGAAUGUCCAUUUACUCUUGCUUAAAUAGUUUCCCACUUUAAAUGAAAAUUAAAAACUCACCGGCGAAUGUUGUCAUUCUUCUUAGUUCUUAAACCAGUAAAUAAAACAGGAAGGGAUGGCCUGGUCUCAGAUUUACAACCAAAUAGAUGAUGAAGGCAUCUUUCCAUGGGAAUGCUUGACUUCCUUAAUUGGUUUAAUGUUCACAGUAGCUUGGAGUGCUGGGACUGAUCUACCUGAGAUGAGUUUUUAUAUUGUGUACCUUUUCAUAUUCUUGGAGCCAAAUCUGUGUAUUCUAGUUCUUACUGCCAAGGAAAUUGGUCCAAGAGAUUCUCAAUCUUCAGAGAAACUGGAUUUAUUGAAAUGUGCUUAUAGGCACCUAUUUUGAUAUGUGCUUUUGCUGUCCUUGAUUAGGUUCAAUGAUCGUCAGAAUGCAGUUCAGGUCCAAAGUGAAUCAGCUCAGGCUUCCCUAUAUUAAACUCCAUCUUAUUUACAUUUCAUUUGUGACUUUUGCCUCCCAUCUACACAACUAAUGGUGCCUCCUAACUAAAUAUUGUUUCCAAACUUAGUUUCUCUCUCACUUCUUUCCCCUUCCCCUUCUCCCCCCUCUUCCUCUUCCCCUUCCCCUCCCCCCACCACCAAGAGAAAAGGUGAAACCCUUCAUGCAGAUCCUUUGAAACACUUGUCUCAGCCAGACCUUUGUAAAAUAUUCUCUUUAUCCCAACAAUUAUUGUUAAUGGCCUAUGUCAUGUAGUUAAGUCCAAAUUCUUACGAUCUUGUAUUUUUUUAAAUACCCUUUAGGGUAUUUGGAAAUGAUGUAUAUAAACACAUCCUGUAUUCAGCUGAUCUGAACCAUUCCUCCAGGUUAGUCAGUAUGACUUGCUCUUUGAUAAUCUAUGCUAACUUUCUAACCAGUUGAUAACUUGUAAAAUGGCACAAUCUAUCGGAUACAUUUGAUAUCCUCACAAUUCAUGUGAAACUAACAGGUCAAACUGUCAUUUUCCAAGAAUGUCAGCCUUAAUUUUUCAAAUCCAAAGGUAUAAUUCCCAAAUUUAGACAACUUUGCAAAGUAAUAACUAAGACAUCUGCAGUUUCCAUGGUUGACGUUAUCAUUACAUGAAAAUAUAUAUCCUUGAGUUCAAAGGCUUCAAGCUAAUACAACAGUAUGUCAUUUUAGUCGUCUAAAAACUUUUGGCCAAGGUAUCUUGAAAAGAUAGUGUCUCUGAAUAUUUCUCUCAUGCUGUGUUGUAGUUGUUCUCCUUUGUACGUUUAAUUUGAAGUUGUUUUGAAGCGUGAGGAACACUAUAUAUCUUGUUAUUGUUCUGCUUAUCUAAUGGAAUUACCUUACACUUGUUAAGUAUGUCAAAGCAUUGUUUGUUCAUGUUGCUUUGGGAUGUUCAUCAUGACCCCAGAAGCUGGAAUAUAUCACUACAGAUUUCUCGGUAAGGUAUGUGCAGUACAGUAAAACUGUGAUAAUCUGGUACCCUCGGCAUUUUAGUAGUUUGGCACUAGCACAUUUUCUGGAUCAUUGGCUGUUACUGCUAUCUUCACUUUUUACAUGCUUCAUAGUAGAAUAAUAAGUUUUCUGGUGAACCCAGUGAGUUUUAGAUGGAGCAAGAAAUAUACAGUAAACACUCUAGACCCUGGCUGCACACUACCUGCAGCUCACACUUAAAGUGAGCCUUAUGCCAAGCCAUCAGUAUUUGAACGAUUGGAUGGUGGAUUAUCAGAGCUUUACUAUGUAAUGAAAGAAAUGCCUUCAUAAUCCUGGUUCAUAGCAGUGACUCCUUUGAGAGCAACUAUUUGCCAUGACAGAUUAUCAUUAUUGGUAAUAUUGACAUUAGCUGUGAAAUUACUAUGCCAAAUUGGGGGGUGGGGUUAAAGUUAGUUCUGUACAAUGGGGGUUGUUUGACAUUUAUGCUUGGGUACAGUGUAUUAAUGUCCAAGUUGAACGGUCUCUGUUGCGUUCAACUCCAAGAUGAAUGAAUAAGUGUAGGUUGACGGAAUUAUUUUCAAUCCAUGGUGCCCCAAGCAAUGUGCCUUAACUGUAUUCUGAAAGCAUUAGUGUAAUUUUUCUUUCAUUUCACAUGCUUGCUUCCUUUGAGUAAUAUUGGCAGUCUAGUGGCAGAUAGUGACCAUGCACACAAAUUGAAAGUGCUAAGAGUAAAUUUGUAUGGGACUUGUAUAACCAAAGGCACAUUUUUGUAAGCUUUGCCUAGAAUUGAACCCAAGUCCACAAACAAAAGAUUGCUGCUUAGGUACAUUGAUGUGAACCUUGAAUAUGCUAUAUUAAACUCCUGGUCAGUAUUUGAUGUGAAACUGUUUUAUUUUAAACACUUGAUCCAAUGAAUGUCUUAUCUAAAACAAUCUAAUGUGGACAAGUCAUUGAUCUGAGGCAAGUACCAAUUCCCUCCUAUGCCUCUUAAAAGGUGAAUAAUGGAAGGCUAGUGCUUGAAUUUUCUGUACAUGUUUUUUUGCAGUAAUUAUAUUUCCAUUCUGUUUGGUUGUAAAUAAAUUAAGGUGUUGAAAGUUGUGGA